Plutella xylostella (diamondback moth) is the source of this 2798-nucleotide messenger RNA. NCBI's taxonomy places the organism in Eukaryota, Metazoa, Arthropoda, Insecta, Lepidoptera, Plutellidae. The record is from RefSeq and is a predicted model, not a curated record.
UUUUGUCUCGUUUUUGUGUUAUUGAAAUCGAUAUUGUAAAACAUUACAAAAACUCGGAAACUCAUGAAUUUUAUUUAAUAAACUGAUCCAAAGGUACCCCAGUUUACUAAAUGGCAAAUGAAAUAUCGUUCGAACAGUUCUGCGAUGUCCUAGAAAAAAUAUACAACAAAAAAGGAAAUAGACCCGAGCAAGAAAGAAUCUUAUCAGAUUUUAUAACCGAAAUUAAAUCUAACGCUGCUAGCAAUAAUCAGGAUGGCAACCUCUACCCAGUGCUGCGUCUCCUACUACCAGAUCUCGAGCGCGAGAGAAGCGCUUACAACUUGAAGGAGAAGAAACUAGGCCAACUGCUGAGGAAAGUCCUCGGUCUACAUCCGUCUUCCAACUACGCCAACAAGUUGCUCAACUACAGGGGUGUCGGGAAGUGCGACGGGGGCAAUGACUUCGCGAGUGUAGCGUCCACUGUGAUAAGGAACACCCUGGGUAAUAAGGAUACGAAGUGCACACUGACUAUUCGGGAUGUUAAUGAGAAGUUGGAUCAGAUAUCUGAGGGGGACACUGAGAAUAAUAUUCUAUUCACAACCAUAGUGAAGAGCACGAACCCUACACAAGCGAAGUGGUUCUUUCGCAUAGUGCUGAAGGAGCUCCGCUUGGGCCUGGGCCGCGCCGCCGCGCUCGCCUGUCUGCACUGCGACGCGCCAGAGUACUAUGACAACUGUAGUGAUCUCGCCAAGCUAUGCGAAGAGUUAGACGAGGGUUCGUCCCGCCCUCUCGAGCAAGGCGUGCGGCUGUUCACACACGUGUGUCCGAUGAGCUCGGAGCGGCUCGACAUCACGCGCAUAGAGGCCACGCUGAGGCCGGACCGGACUUACCAUAUGGAGGAGAAGUUUGAUGGGGAACGGUUUCAGAUCCACAUGAAAGAUGGCCAGUUUAACUACCUAUCCCGUCGUGGUUUCUCGUUUGCAGACAAGUAUGGCAAGACGUAUGACUCCGGUCUGUUCACUCCCCAGUUGAAGGAUUGCUUCAAGGCUGGGGUGGACAGCUUCAUACUGGACGGAGAAAUGAUGGGAUGGCAUAUUGAAAGAGAACGAUUCGGUGCUAAAGCCAUGUACGACGUCAAAAAGCUGAAAGAAAACUCCAAAUACCGUCCUUGUUUCUUCGCCUUCGACUUACUCUACUACAAUGGCACUUCCCUGGUGGGUGCGCCGGAGCAGGGCGGGAGGCCGUUGAGAGAGCGGCUGGACCUGUUGGACAACAUGUUCACGGACUUAUCCGGAGUUAUUAUGCACAGUCGGAGAAAGAUGGUGGUGAAUAGUUCACACGUGCUAGAAGCUCUAAACCAAGCCAUCGAAGACGAAGAAGAGGGUCUAGUUGUGAAAGACACGGGCUCCUACUACAUUGCUAACAAACGGAACGCAGGAUGGUACAAAAUAAAACCUGAGUACACGGAGGGAGCGACGACGGACCUGGACCUCGUGGUGAUCGGGGCGAAGUAUGCGGCCAACAAGAGUCAUGGGUUGGCCAAGAGUUUCUUCGUGGCGUGCGUUGAUCGCGACCCAGGCUCGCCGCCGCGACGCUGGCUAUCCGUCUGCAGCGUAUCUUCAGGACUGACCCUCGAGGAGAAGGAGCGUAUCUGCAAACAACUCUCUCCUCACUGGAAGAAGGCUAGCGAAGUCCCGGUGCCCGAGUGUCUGGUGUUCGGCAGAGAGAGGCCCGAUCUGUGGGUCAUGCCCGAACAUUCUACUGUGUUUACUGUCCGCGCCACCGAGCUGGUGCUCAGCCGCGACUCGGGCACGGCGCACACGCUGCGCUUCCCGCGCGUGCAGCGAUUGCGCGACGACAAGCCGCGCGGUGACGUCAUCACGCUGGCCGACAUCAACCAACUCGUCUCUAACAAAGGAGCAGUGAUGAAGCUGAGCACACACAAAAUAGACCAAUCAGAGAUCGAGGUGGGAGCCGCGAAAGCGCCUCGGAAACGCAAAGCCAACCCUCUACAAGUCGCCGAGCAAUUCAAAACUAUAUCCAAAGAGGUUGAAGUGACUUCUGGAGCCCUGAAAGGGAGAAAAAUAUGUGUUCUGUCGGAUGAUGAGGAAUGCAGCAAGAAGGAUCUGGAAGAAAUUGUUCUGAGGCACGCGGGGAGCGUUGUACAGAAUCCGAGCCCAACAACGUGGUGUUGCGUCUACGGAACCCUCAACUUCCGCGUCCGCAACCUCAUUAAAUCCCAACAGUAUGACAUAGUCCACUCAUCCUGGCUCCGAACCCUGCCCCCCUCCGACCGCCCCUGCCCUUCCCCCGCCCCGCUGCAUCUAGUCGCCAUGUGCAGUGAGACUAGGGUCAGGCUGGCUAGGGAUUAUGACGUCUAUGGGGAUAGCUAUACAGAGGAUGUGGAUGAGGAGACGUUAAGACGGUGCUUUGAUAAGAUGGAUAGCGAUCCACCCAUUCACUUGACCACUGAAGAAAUGAUAGAACUUGACAACGAACUUUUCGAAGGAACCAAUCCGUAUUCCUUUCUAAGACCAUGCUUCAUACAUACGAAAGAUUGUAGAAGUCUAGCAGCUAUCAAAGCUCAGAUCUUUGGGGCUUCUCUAUGCAAAAUCCAGUCACCUAAUUUAACACAUAUUGUUUUAAAUGAAGAUGAAGUGAAUAAUUGUGAUCUAGAGAGUAUUAAGAAUGAUACUAAAGCUUUUGUAGUAUCGACCGAUUGGUUGGAAGAAUGCUUUGAAAGGAGAGAAAUGGUGGCUGAAUUAGAAUAUGCACUGUGAUAACUAAAGAAUAUAAUAUAAUUAUAGUACUCUAUAGUA